ACGGGAAGGAGACCCUGUUGCUCCUGCCUCCCCGCGAUGGCGCCGCCGUGCCGCGCCCAGUUUCCCGUCUGCGGGCCAGUACCCACUGCUCUCUGGAGCUCUCUCAGACUGUGAAAGGGGGCGGGUCCGAGGAAGCGGCGGGACGCUGCCAGCCACCCGGACCAUGAGGAGCGGCCAGACCUUUGGGGCCGAGAGCGGGAGCAGCCGCGGCACCUGCUGAGAGGAAGGAGGGAGCGGCCCCGUGCGGCGGCGCGGCUGGAGCGCGGCGGAGGCUCGCUGGCGCCUCGGCCAUGUCGCUGCUCUGUGUGCGCGUUAAAAGAGCCAAAUUCCAGGGUUCACCAGAUAAAUUUAACACAUACGUGACCCUGAAAGUACAGAAUGUGAAGAGCACAACUGUAGCGGUUCGAGGGGAUCAACCUUCCUGGGAACAAGAUUUCAUGUUUGAGAUUAGUCGCCUGGACCUGGGUCUAAGUGUGGAAGUAUGGAACAAAGGACUGAUCUGGGACACCAUGGUGGGGACUGUGUGGAUUGCACUGAAGACUAUUCGUCAGUCAGAUGAGGAAGGGCCUGGGGAGUGGUCCACAUUGGAAGCAGAGACAUUAAUGAAAGAUGACGAGGUCUGUGGAACUAAAAACCCAACCCCCCAUAAAAUUUUGCUUGAUGCAAGAUUUGAAUUGCCUUUUGAUAUCCCAGAGGAGGAAGCCAGAUAUUGGACCUACAAAUUGGAGCAAAUCAAUGCUUUGGGGACUGACAAUGAGUAUUCUAUUCAAGAAGAAAGCCAGAGGAAGUCAUUGCCCACUGCUGCUGCCCAGUGUUGUCACUGGACCUAUUGGGGCUGGGGAGAACAUCAGACUUUUGAAGACCCUGAUAGUGCCGUCGAUGAUCGAGAUAGUGACUAUCGCAGUGAGACUAGCAAUAGCAUCCCGCCUUCUUACCAUACUACUUCCCAGCCCAAUACUUCUGUGCACCAGUUCCCUGUUCCUGUUCGCUUGCCACAGCAGCUGCUACUUCAGGGCAGUUCCCGGGAAUCUUGCAAUGACUCUAUGCAAAGUUAUGACCUCGAUUAUCCGGAUCGGAGGACCCUCAGCCCCACCAGCAGUAGUAGGUAUGGCUCUUCUUGUAAUGUGAGUCAAGGAAGCUCUCAGCUGAGUGAACUAGACCAGUAUCAUGAACAAGAUGACGAUCAUCGGGAGAGGGACUCAAUUCAUUCCUGCCACAGCUCUGGCAGCUUCUCCAGAGAUGGCCAAGCAGAUUUUGGAGAACAAGAGAAAGCCUCAGAGGUGACAGAUGAAACAGAGAAGAGAGCAUGUGAGCCUAAGGAGAUUAAAGAAGAUACCACAUCCCAUCCUCCCCCAGAUCUGGUGCUACACAAAGACCAUGUCCUAGGCCUCCAGGAGAGUUUUCCUGAAAAGAAUGCAGUUUCACCAGUUACCCAUGCCAGAGCACACUGGAUUCGAGCAGUUACCAAGGUUCGACUCCAGCUGCAAGAGAUUUCAGAUGAUGGUGACCCAUCUCUGCCCCAGUGGCUCCCUGAAGGGCCAGCUGGAGGGCUCUAUGGCAUUGACAGCAUGCCAGAUCUACGCAGAAAGAAGCCACUGCCACUUGUCAGUGAUCUGUCAUUGGUCCAGUCCCGGAAGGCAGGGAUUACUUCUGCAUUGGCUACCCGUACCUCUCUCAAAGAUGAAGAGCUGAAAUCCCAUGUAUAUAAGAAAACCUUGCAGGCCUUAAUCUACCCCAUCUCGUCUACCACACCCCACAAAUUUGAGGUGUGGACGGCCACUACCCCCACCUACUGUUAUGAAUGUGAGGGCCUGCUCUGGGGCAUUGCCCGGCAGGGCAUGCGCUGCAGCGAGUGUGGAGUCAAGUGCCAUGAGAAGUGCCAAGACCUGCUCAAUGCCGACUGCCUGCAACGGGCUGCAGAAAAGAGCUCUAAACAUGGAGCCGAGGACCGGACCCAGAACAUUAUCAUGGCCAUGAAGGACCGCAUGAAGAUCAGAGAGCGGAAUAAGCCAGAGAUCUUUGAAGUUAUCCGGGAUGUCUUUACUGUGAGCAAAGUUGCCCAUGUGCAGCAGAUGAAAACAGUGAAGCAAAGUGUACUGGAUGGCACCUCCAAAUGGUCGGCCAAGAUUACCAUCACUGUGGUGUGUGCCCAGGGCCUACAAGCGAAGGACAAGACAGGAUCCAGUGACCCUUAUGUGACGGUACAAGUGGGCAAAACCAAGAAGCGUACCAAGACCAUUUUUGGAAACCUGAAUCCUGUUUGGGAGGAAAAGUUUCAUUUUGAGUGCCACAACUCCUCUGACCGCAUUAAGGUACGUGUGUGGGAUGAGGAUGAUGACAUCAAAUCAAGAGUAAAGCAGAGGCUAAAGCGAGAGUCAGAUGAUUUCCUUGGCCAAACCAUUAUCGAGGUUCGGACAUUGAGUGGCGAGAUGGAUGUCUGGUACAACUUGGAAAAGAGAACAGACAAAUCAGCCGUCUCAGGGGCUAUCCGACUACAAAUCAGUGUGGAGAUCAAGGGAGAGGAGAAAGUAGCCCCGUAUCAUGUGCAGUAUACAUGUCUCCAUGAGAACCUUUUUCAUUACCUCACAGACAUUCAGAGCAGUGGAGGAGUCCAGAUCCCUGAAGCUCGAGGAGACGAUGCGUGGAAGGUGUACUUUGAUGAGACAGCUCAAGAAAUUGUGGAUGAAUUUGCCAUGCGCUAUGGCAUUGAGUCCAUAUAUCAGGCCAUGACGCACUUUGCAUGUCUGUCCUCCAAGUACAUGUGUCCUGGUGUGCCAGCAGUGAUGAGCACCUUACUGGCCAACAUCAAUGCCUACUAUGCCCACAUAACUGCCUCUACCAAUGUCUCUGCAUCUGAUCGCUUUGCAGCCUCCAACUUUGGGAAAGAGAGAUUUGUAAAACUGCUUGAUCAGCUCCACAACUCACUGAGGAUUGACCUCUCCACAUACAGGAACAAUUUCCCUCCUGGGAGCCCUGAGCGGCUUCAGGACUUGAAAUCCACAGUGGAUUUGCUGACCAGCAUUACUUUCUUCAGAAUGAAGGUGCAAGAGCUUCAGAGCCCACCAAGAGCCAGCCAGGUGGUAAAGGAUUGUGUGAAGGCCUGUUUGAACUCCACAUAUGAGUAUAUCUUCAACAAUUGCCAUGACUUAUACAGCCGCCAGUAUCAGCUGAAGCAGGAGCUACCUCCAGAGGAACAAGGGCCUAGCAUUCGAAACCUGGAUUUCUGGCCCAAACUCAUCACGCUUAUUGUGUCAAUCAUAGAGGAAGACAAGAAUUCCUACACACCUGUUCUGAACCAGUUUCCUCAGGAGUUGAAUGUGGGAAAAGUCAGCGCAGAAGUGAUGUGGCACCUGUUUGCCCAAGACAUGAAAUAUGCUCUGGAGGAGCAUGAGAAAGACCGGCUGUGUAAGAGUGCUGACUACAUGAACCUGCACUUCAAGGUGAAGUGGCUCCACAAUGAAUACAUGCGGGAUCUGCCUGUCCUCCGGGGCCAGGUGCCUGAGUACCCAGCGUGGUUUGAGCAGUUUGUGCUGCAGUGGCUGGAUGAGAAUGAAGAUGUGUCCCUGGAAUUCCUGCGUGGAGCUCUGGAACGAGAUAAGAAGGAUGGGUUCCAGCAGACAUCAGAGCAUGCACUCUUUUCCUGCUCUGUGGUGGACGUCUUCACACAGCUCAACCAGAGCUUUGAGAUCAUCCGCAAGCUGGAAUGCCCAGAUCCCAACAUCCUUGCUCACUACAUGAGGAGAUUUACUAAGACCAUCGGGAAGGUGCUGAUGCAGUAUGCAGACAUCUUAUCAAAGAACUUCCCAGCUUAUUGCAUGAAGGAGAAAUUGCCCUGCAUCCUGAUGAACAACAUGCAACAACUGAGGGUCCAGCUGGAGAAAAUGUUUGAGGCCAUGGGAGGAAAGGAGUUGGACUCUGAAGCUGCAGACAGUCUGAAGGAGCUGCAGGUGAAGUUGAAUACUGUUCUGGAUGAGCUCAGCAUGGUAUUUGGAAACAGUUUCCAGGUGCGGAUCGAAGAGUGUGUUCGACAAAUGGCUGACAUCCUGGGCCAGGUUCGGGGACCAGGAAAUGCAUCCCCCAACACCAGGGCCUCAGUUGCUCAAGAUGCAGAUAGUGUGCUGCGGCCUCUCAUGGACUUCCUGGAUGGCAACCUUACACUCUUUGCCACUGUGUGUGAGAAGACAGUUCUGAAGCGUGUACUGAAGGAGCUAUGGCGGGUGGUAAUGAACACAAUGGAAAGAAUGAUUGUUCUGCCCCCACUCACUGACCAGACGGGUACCCAGCUGAUCUUCACUGCUGCCAAGGAGCUCAGCCAUCUUUCCAAACUCAAGGACCACAUGGUGCGAGAGGAAACACGGAGCCUCACUCCAAAGCAGUGUGCUGUUCUUGACCUCACCCUGGACACCAUCAAGCAAUACUUCCAUGCAGGAGGCAAUGGGCUUAAGAAAACCUUCUUGGAGAAGAGUCCAGAUCUGCAGUCCCUACGCUAUGCCCUGUCUCUGUACACGCAAACCACAGACACCCUCAUCAAGACCUUUGUGCACUCACAGACUGCCCAGGGUUCUGGUGUGGAUGAUCCUGUGGGAGAAGUCUCUAUUCAAGUGGACUUGUUUACACACCCUGGUACUGGGGAGCACAAGGUCACAGUGAAAGUGGUGGCUGCCAAUGACCUCAAGUGGCAGACAGCAGGUAUGUUCCGGCCCUUUGUGGAAGUGACCAUGGUUGGCCCACACCAAAGUGAUAAGAAGAGGAAGUUUGCAACCAAGUCCAAAAGCAACAACUGGGCCCCCAAGUACAAUGAGACAUUUCAUUUCCUCCUGGGAAAUGAAGAGGGACCAGAGGCCUAUGAGUUGCAGAUAUGCGUGAAGGAUUACUGCUUUGCCCGGGAGGAUCGCAUGCUGGGGCUGGCUGUGAUGCCUCUGAGGGAUGUGGCAGCCAAGGGCAGCUGUGCCUGCUGGUGUCCCUUGGGCCGGAAGAUCCACAUGGAUGAGACAGGCAUGACUGUUCUCCGGAUUCUGUCUCAGAGGAGCAAUGACGAGGUGGCCCGAGAAUUUGUGAAGCUCAAAACAGAGUCUCGUUCUGUGGAGGAGGGGAGCUGA
This is a messenger RNA of Choloepus didactylus (southern two-toed sloth), 5099 nucleotides long. It is a transcript of the gene UNC13B, whose product is annotated as unc-13 homolog B. Gene Ontology annotation, cellular component: presynaptic membrane; terminal bouton; neuromuscular junction. Lineage: Eukaryota; Metazoa; Chordata; Mammalia; Pilosa; Megalonychidae. Gene Ontology annotation, biological process: dense core granule priming; synaptic transmission, glutamatergic; neuromuscular junction development. Bases 291 to 5099 code for a protein of 1602 amino acids. Gene Ontology annotation, molecular function: calmodulin binding; phospholipid binding; syntaxin-1 binding. The record is from RefSeq and is a predicted model, not a curated record. The transcript is spliced from 40 exons.